GCAAUUUACGAACGAGAUCCAAGUUUUAUAUCAAGCUCUUUAAUUGGAAAAAUUAUGGAUUAAUCUUGAAAAAAUAAUAUUUGAUUAAUUCCUUAAAAAGGCUUAUUACUUCUUCUACAUGUGCCAGUAUAUUUAAAGUUGAGCUUCAAUUUUUGUACUAUGGAUAAAAAAAUUAAUCCAACCGACGUUGGAGAACGAAUAAACGAUACAAAAAAAGAAAUAGCACAGUUGAGCGAAGAAUUAGAAAGAUUAAUACAUUCUAAUGCUGGUUUAAAUAACAUAAAUGUUGAACGUGGUACAUCUGAUAAUAUGGAACCAAUGAAAUGCAUACAAAGUGAAAUUAAGUAUACAAAAACUGGAAAUGAAGGCCUUUUUGAAAAGUUAUCGAAUAUAGAGUCAUCUAAUAGAAAAACUAAUGUUUCAGUCAAAACAAAAAUUGCUCCAGAACCUAAAACCAAAACAAAAUCAGAUAUAGCCUGCAAUACGAAAAAUAUGACACAGGCUAAAGAAGCAACAAGGGAAUUUAUGCGACAACAGAGAGAAAGGAGGGAGGAACAAAGAAAAAAAAUAGAUUCUAAAAAUAAAAUUGAUCUGGAAUUAAAAAAGCAGAAACUGCUGGAGCUGCAACGGAAAUCUCUGGCUUUGGUACAAAGAAAUCUCCAGCUUAAACGUGAAAGGUCAAAAUCUAGAGAAAGAAGAGAUCAAAUUAGAAUAGAUAAAAGCAAUUCAGGUAGCAAUUCAGGUAUUCCUCCCAUCAAAAAACAAAAUGACUUUUUAGCCCACAAAAAACCUGAUGUGCAAUUAAGACAGCAAGCAAGGCUGCCAGAUAAAUUAGUUAAAGUCAGAAACGAUUAUAGUAAGACGAACACUAAUAAUUGUAAAAAUCUGCAGAUUUCAAAUAAGAGUAGAUCAACAACGUCCUCAAAUGAAAGAAAAAAUUCAGACAAUUCACAAAGUGCAGAAUUAUCCACUAAAGAUUUGGAUUUAGCUGCAAGGAAAAUUCAAGGAUGUUAUAAAGAGUACCUACGUAGAAAACAAUUAAAGAAAGAAAACAAUGAACGGAAAGUUCACAAGGAAAAAAAUCCUGUUAAAGAGUCCAAAGAGACCCAGACAUCAACACAUAAACAAAUUGAAUUUCCAACAUGGCUACAACCUCCUUCCAUAGAUCCAUACCCCUGCAAUUUCAUCAAUACCAUUAAAAAAAAAUUACAAUUAGUUGUCAAUUCUCCAAUAAGAUCUAAAGAUAUUGGUGUUCAAAGUUCAAUAAUGGAAACAAAGUCCAGUAUGCAAAAAUCUUCUGAUAAUAAUCGAAAAUAUGCAGAGGAAAAUUCAAGGUUUGAUGAAAAAAUUGGUUACCAUUCUCAAAAGGCAAACAAUCUUGAUGCUGAUGCUCUUCAACAUUUUGCUCUAAUAAAUUUCAGAGAGAAAUUUUCACAAAAUAUUAAAGAACAGUUCAAAACUGAUAGUGAAUCUGAUACAUCGAAAAAUAUUCCUGAGAUUUCUACAGAAAGUGGGGUGAUAUCUGAUGACAAACCUAUACUUGUUACUGAGUCAAAUGAUGAGGUUCUUCCCAUCAACACCGAUAAAUUCAAAAAUCUCACCCUGAGGAGGCCAAUGAAGGAAGAUAUCUCUAAAAAAUCAUAUACUUUUAAUUUCUCUGAGGAGCACAGUUCGAAGAACUCUGAUAUGGUAUCAGAGAAGAUACAGACUGAAGAGUCUCAUUCAAAAAAACUCUUGAGAUCUCCAAGAGAUUCCAUCAUUUCCUUCAAUAUUAGUAAUGACAGUGAAACAAUGACUUCUAUUGUCAGCCAAAAGGAAAAGCAGAAUUCAGAACCUACUUCUUUAGAAGAAAUUAAAACUGAAAAUUCAAAACGUUCUCAUCCUGAUGAAAAGGAGAGUUUUAGAAAAAAGUUGAUUUUUACUCCAAUACAAUCAAAUAGAAGUGAUGACAAAGAGGUGCAUAAUACUCGAAAUAACUCAAGUAAAAAUAAUUCACAAAAGCACAACACUAAGGUGCUACCAUCUAGGACAUCACUAAAAACAAAUUCUGUUUCUGAAAUAUCUGCUGAAAAAACUUAUUCUAGUCAUCUAUCUAGUCGUAGUUCAAAAGUUAAUAUCCAAGAAAGUGAAUUGAAAAAUUCGAUGGAAAAACCUAAAAAAGAAUCCAAGACCCCUAGUUUUACAGAUGAUGGAAAAUAUUCAGAUAGAUUAUCAAAUGAUAAUAACACAGAUUCUUCAGAAGUAAUUAAGACAAGCUCUAUGCAGUCUUUGGUUUCAGCAUCUUCAUCAAAAUUUUCAAAUCCUAGUAACUUGGCUGUUCCGUCAGAGGUGAAUUCUCUAAAUCAACCAGAUGUGAAAAAACAAUCAUUAUUAAAUUCCUUAGUAAGCAACAAAUCGAAGACAUCUAAUUCUCCUUAUGAAGUGAAUACUAGUUUGUCAGAAGUCUCAAAUUUAUUGAAGAUGUCAGCAAUGGUGUCUGAUGAACAUGAUGAAAAUUCUAGCCUGUCUAUUAAUAAUAUUACAAACAAAUCUGUACAUAAACAAAAACUUCAUGAAUUACCUAAAUCCAAAGGAACUGAAAAUUCUUCUCAUUCCACUGAAAACAAAGUGAAUUCCCAGGUGGUAAAAGAUUUCAAGAGUAGAGUAGUUCAAUCUAAGAGCGAUACCAAUGAAAUUCAUUUAAAAUUUGAAGCUGAAGUGCAUUUGUUAAAUGAUUUCAAUGAAUCAUUGAAACAAUUCAUGGCUGUUGAAAAGGCUUUUGAGUCAUUAAAAAAUAAAAAUGAGAGUAGCUUCCGCAACAGCUCAAAGAACUCCUCAGCACUCAUUUUUUCUGAAGAUAGUAAGAUAUCUACUGAAGUCACUAGACACAUUGGAUCUACAAUUAAUACUUCAAGAGGUUCAGAUUUGGAUGAAUCAUAUAUAGGAAAUGAUAAUUUAAUUAAGUCUCAUUUGAAGUCCACAAAUAAUUUGGAACUGUCAAGCAUGCAGAAGAGUACUCUUGACAAUGCUAGUUUUUCAUUCAAUGAAAACAUUCCUCAUAAUCUUGCUGGAUUGUCCAUCAAAAUGUUUGAACAGUUCAUUAAAGAUGAGGAUAUACGUAUAGAAAACUUGAAAACUAUUAUAAAAAUAAGAGAGCAAGCUCUUCUGGAUAGAACUAAAGGGGAGUUAGCAUGGCUGGAAAUUCAAAGAAAACACUUAAAAGAAACAGGAAAGCUCCAUGAAGCUUCACUUGUUAAGAAGAAACAGCGUGGCAUAUUGCUUAAGCAUCAACAAGAGCGGAGGGAAAUGCAAAGGCUUAAACAACUUCAAAAAAUACAGUCAAAUGAAAGGAAGACAAUUUUGAAAGAGCAGAAGAACUUAAUUAAAGCCAAGUUGACAUCGGAAAAGCUUAUGGCGGAAAUGAAAAUGCAGACGCCCAGGAAACAGAGACCCAGUGGACCCAUGAAAGUUUUGAAGACCAGUGAAUCACAUUCUGAAACAUCUCUGUCUAGAAUUGCAUCGGAAGCUGACGAAAUCUAUAGCAUUACAUCGAGAAGCCGUUCGAUCAAAUUGUCAGAAGUUGAUUCAAGCAGGGAAUUCGUCUUCAAGCAGGAAGAAACGGGUAUUAAAAAGAUUGGUGCUAAUGAAGACAUCGAUCGGAUGAAGAAGGCUCUUUUGGUUCGUCAAUCAUCUUUGAUGAAAAGGCGGAAGGCGGUGGAGGAUCUAUUGAAAAGGCAUCAGAUGCUCCUUGAGGAAGAGAAAAAAAUUAAAGAGUUAGAAAUGGCAGCGAAUGCAAUAAUUAUGCAAUUGCCAUCUCAGUCUUCCUCCACCAGGGAACCGAAAAUCAAGAGUCAUCUGAAAGAAGCUCAUCAAAAAAUAUUACCUCUAGCUGAUAGUAAAUCCUCAGAUGAAACAAGUCAGACAGAUUCUCUACAUAAUACAGAGAAAAAUUCUUAUCAAAAGAAGGACGAAGAAAGUGAAAUAUCGACCAAGACGAAUUUAUCACUAACAGAAUAUAGUUUUAAUACUUUUUAUGAGAAUGCCAAAUCAACCAUCAAUAAAAUUAAAAACAAGAAGGAUGCCAUUGAGAGUUUGAGUAGCGAUCUCCUAAAAAGGAGUUCAGUAGAAUACUCCGAAGAUUUUGAAUCAGAAAAACAACUUAUCGAAACUGAAUCGAAUGAGAACAAUAUAUCAUCAAUCAGUGAGUUGAUUGAAGAUUUUACUCAAAUUGAACAUGGUAUUUCAAUGUUCAGCAAACAGUUUGAUGAAACAACUUCAGAUAAUACUAAUUCGCAUAGGUUGAGUGAAUUUUCUAAACCUCUUUCAUCUCCCAAUUUGAAGAACACGCAGUUUGUUGCGUCUCAGCCCAUAGACAAGUCGAGUAUAACUUCUGAAAAUUUAAAAUUCGAGGAAAUUGUUAGCAAAGAAGAUAUUCAAACAGAAAAUGAGCUGAGCAGUUGUCACAAAGGGGAGGACAAAUCUUCUCCCCAUAUUAUACAAACCUCAAGUGCAGUAAGUGAUACUUUAGGAUUCAGCGGACAAGAAGAAAAAGUCAUUACUUCUGAGCAGAUUCCUGGUGCCGAAAUCACUGAAGAAGCAUCAAUAAUUGAAGAAACUCCAUCAGAAUUGUCAAAAUAUAGUGAGCAGAGUAUCCAGGAAUAUCCAGAUGAAGCUUCUAAGUCCACUUCAAAAGAAUUGUUACCUUUUAAAGGACUUAUCCAUUCUGAGUCAAUUUCUUCUGAAAAAGAAUCAUUGAUAUCUACAUUAGAAAAAGUGCCAGAAACCGAAAUAAUUCUGUCGAUGCGGACAACUGGCUCGUCAAAAGAAAAUCUCUCUUCAGAUAUUUCGAUUCCAAUCCAAUCAAAACAUUCCAAGACGCUUAUUGCGAAUCAAAAGCAUACAGGACCACUAACAGAACAAUCACAAAGUGAUAAAAAUCAGACCUCCGAUAUUUUUUCAGUUACAAACAAAUCUCAGCAUUCCGAGUUGCAAAUUGUAGAUGAAGUGCAAACUAAAUCUGAUUCUUUGGAAACUAAUAAAUUUGUUUCAUCAUCAGCUGAAAUUAUAUAUUCCAGUCCCAAUGAAAAAAUUGAUGGGGACCAUAUUCUUGGUGAUAUUCUCACUGAUAUGAUUCCUUCAGGAACAAAAGAAUCCAAGGAUGAUGGUCAUUCUGAGUUGGACAAAAAUGAAAGCAUUCCAAAUAGAGAUGGUGGAGGUUUUCUUGAAAGUAUGCCGGUAGAAUCUGAGUCGCAGUCUAUUUCUAUUCAUCUAAAUUCAUCCGAAAAUGACACAUUAUCUACGCCAGUAAAAAGAGAAGAUUUCGAAGACAAAAAUCAAUGUUCAAUUAAGGAGGAAGAUUUGUCCCAAAGUAUUUCAGCAAAGUUUGAUAAACAUCCCAAGAGAGAAAAUCUGGAAUCUAUAUCAAAAGAAAAAAUUUUAGAUUCGCCUAUGGUCGAAGAAAACCAAAAUGCAAUGGUCACCUCUUCACAAACAGAAGAAACAUAUAAAGAUAUACCAUCCAUUGAAACCAAUACUGAGUUAUAUAUUUCCGAAAUAAAAACAGAUGAUACAACAACCAAAGAUAUUUCAGAAAUAAAAGACUUGGAGUUAAAUUUGGAGAAUGAAGAUAUUGUAUUAGAAUAUGAUGAAUCUAGCGACCAACAGAAAAGCAGUGAAACUGUUGAAACAUCCAUCUUGAAUGAAAAUUCCAAGCACAGUCAAAAAAAAACCAGCAGUUUUCCGGAAGAAAAUUUGGAGCAUGCAUUUGAUGAAAAUAGCGUGAAAAUAUUAUCAGAAGGAACUGAAAGUAGGAAGGAUGAAAUCGGCAGUGAAGAAAUGUCACUUAAUAGAAUCAUUGUUGACGGAGUUGAAGAUGAAAUUUCAUCAAUCGAAGUUAAGAGUGUACCAGGAGCUGUGGGGAAAGACACAGUGCAAAAUGAAAAAGACGAGAUAAUGGAUGAAACACACAUGGGAGAAUCAGCCAACGACGAAAGUUCUUCGGAUAGUUAUACAGACGAUUUUGAGGAUGACAAAGACGAUAUUUCUAUUCCUUCCAUUCAAGGUAACGCUGUGGAGUCGGCAUCAAAUUCAAGUGUCAAAAUCGAAGAAGACAAAAAAGUUUCUGAAAUUGAUGAUGUGCUCAUGGUAAAAAUAGAUUUAACAAUGGAUCCAUCUAAUAAGGAGGCCAAGAUAGUUGUGAUAAAUGAAAAUUCGAACAUUUUAUCUAAGCCCAACACACAACAGAUAAUAGAGAAAUCGGAGCAUGAUGAAGAUAAAUCGAAAUCACCAAUACAACAGAGGGUAUCUCAAAUUUUAGCCAAUACAGUUGGUUCACAGAAAAGUCCUAGAGAUAAAAACACUCGUUACCAAGAUUAUUAUGUUACUACAUAUGAGGAUAUCACGCCUGUUAAUUCUCCAGAAUCAGUAUCACCAGUCAAGUCAAACCAGUUGGCUUCUAUUAACACAUUCAAUAAUGAAGCAGAGGAAUUGCUGAAAAAACAACUCGCCAUCGAAUUGGAAAUAAAACAAUUAGAACAACAACAAAAAGGACAGAUUCCAUUUGUGUACAUCAGAGAAAUUCCUAACAAACCUCCGCCACCUUAUACGCCACCUUCUGCUCAAAGUAAUGCUAUUACCAUAUUACCAAGUACAGCCGAUGACAUGAAAGAAAUAUGCAGAUAUUCUGCCAAAGUUUUGUAUAAUGCUUACUUGUCCAAUAAUCUACAUGCAGUUACAUUUUCGGAGACGGACUUCAGAACAAUAAACAAGACGAAGAGCUCCAAGGAGUGUUGUCUUUUUGUCUUUGAUUUAUGUAGGGAAAUUGCUGAAAAUCACUAUAAACGUUUCCAAACUAAGAAGGUGCCAGCGUGGAUGAAACUUCCAGAAGAAGCUCGUUUAAUUCUAGGAAAACCUUAUAACUAUCAUCAAUUGGAAAAUCAUAUACACACCAAAGUGAAGGAAUUACUAGGGUUUGAGAAGAUAAAUAUCAAGGAAAAUUCGAUCAUACGAUGGAGUAAGAAGAAAAAGGAUCACGUUGAUGAGAUUCUGGUAUUAGAGUCCCAAGCAGAGGAACAAGAAUGGCUCAACUAUGAUAAUGAUGAGUUAAUGGUUAAAAAUGAAGUUACAGAUGCUAUUUUCGACAUUUUAUUGAGUGAAACAAUUGGAAUUUAUAAAAAUAUAUUUUCUUCAUGAGAAUAUGUCUAGUACUAUUAUUAUAGAAUUGCCUAAGGGCCCUGUUGAAUAGUUAUAAUCAGUAUUAAGUGUUUUGUAAUUUUUUUAAUAAAAGUUGGAAAAUUA
Coccinella septempunctata (seven-spotted ladybird) is the source of this 7275-nucleotide messenger RNA. Its product is annotated as centrosome-associated protein 350-like. NCBI's taxonomy places the organism in Eukaryota, Metazoa, Arthropoda, Insecta, Coleoptera, Coccinellidae. Gene Ontology annotation, biological process: microtubule anchoring. Bases 160 to 7170 code for a protein of 2336 amino acids. Gene Ontology annotation, molecular function: microtubule binding. The transcript has 9 exons. The record is from RefSeq and is a predicted model, not a curated record. Gene Ontology annotation, cellular component: centrosome.